Racocetra fulgida is the source of this 159-nucleotide messenger RNA. The record is from the annotation of a GenBank genome assembly. Lineage: Eukaryota; Fungi; Glomeromycota; Glomeromycetes; Diversisporales; Gigasporaceae.
CUGAUUAUCAAAAACCACAAAAUAAAUCUUUUUCAGAAAUAGAACAAGUAGGAGAAAUAGUCAAGAAAAUAGAAGAUCAGCAGCAAAUUAACAUCCAUAAUCCUUCUAGAGACAUAACUUUUAAUUCUAAUAACUCGGUUAAUUCUCCAAAUAGCAUGA